Messenger RNA from Octopus sinensis (East Asian common octopus), 441 nucleotides. Its product is annotated as histone-lysine N-methyltransferase SETMAR-like. Bases 1 to 441 code for a protein of 146 amino acids. NCBI's taxonomy places the organism in Eukaryota, Metazoa, Mollusca, Cephalopoda, Octopoda, Octopodidae. The transcript has 3 exons. The record is from RefSeq and is a predicted model, not a curated record.
AUGGCAAGUGGGCCGCUGCGCCAAUGGAAUCCAUAUAUGGGGGCCUUUAUGCCCAUGAAUAAAAUUGAGCUGCGAGUUUUGAUUCGUUACUGCUGGAAGCGAGGUCUUUCAACCAGAAAAGCUGCAGAAGAGAUUUGUGCUGCCGAAGGUGAAGGAACAAUUGCAUAUGCGGCGAUCUCAAAGUGGUACAAGCGUUUCGAUUCUGGCGACAUGACUCUUGAAGAUAAGCCUCGUUCAGGACGGUCAUUAAAGUUAGAUGAUGGAGACUUACAAACCGGGUUGAACAUUGCGCCUUCAUCGAGUACUCGAGAAUUGGCUGAUGAGCUUGGAGUUGGCAAAUCAACAAUUCACCGACACUUGAGGCAACUUGAUUUUGUUCACAAAAAGCCGCGCCAAGAUCCACACGAACUCACCGAAGCACAAGCCAACAGACGACUUUAA